GGGCGGGGGCUGACUCCUAUUCUCCUUCCCUCCCUCCUCUUGCUCUCUUUCCAAGUUUCUGCUCCUCCCUCCUUCUCACAAACUUUCCCGUCUCUCUUGCUCGGUUCCCGGCUCGCUCCCCUCGGGUGCGCGGCGGAUUCGCUUAGCCUUCGCCAGCCCGUCGCUUCGACCCUGCCCCGCUGCUCUUGUCACGUCCACCCCGCGGACCGAACCGGACCUUCAAACCGGCGGCGGGGAUUUGGCACCCACCCUUUCCCGGACGGAGGACUUGAGCUGACAAAUUGCCUUUUGGGGCUCAGGGUCAGAGCCCAGAGCAGCCAUCACAAUAGCGUCCAACAGCUGGAACACCAGCGGCAGCCCUGGGGAGGGGCGAGAAGAUGGACAAGAAGGAAUGGACAAAAGUCUGGACAAUGAUGCCGAAGGAGUGUGGAGUCCAGACAUUGAACAGAGCUUCCAGGAGGCACUGGCAAUAUAUCCGCCCUGUGGUCGGCGGAAGAUUAUCCUCUCAGAUGAAGGCAAAAUGUAUGGACGCAAUGAACUGAUAGCAAGAUACAUCAAGCUACGGACAGGGAAGACAAGGACUAGAAAACAGGUGUCCAGCCAUAUACAGGUUCUAGCUCGGAAGAAGGUGCGAGAGUACCAGGUUGGCAUAAAGGUCUCUAGCCACUUGCAGGUUCUAGCCAGACGGAAAUCUCGUGAGAUUCAGUCCAAGCUGAAGGCUAUGAACCUGGAUCAAGUCUCAAAGGACAAGGCAUUGCAGAGUAUGGCUUCCAUGUCUUCAGCACAGAUUGUAUCUGCCAGUGUCCUGCAGAACAAGCUGAGUCCUCCUCCUCCACUCCCUCAGGCUGUCUUCUCUGCUGCUCCCAGGUUUUGGAGUGGGCCUAUCCCAGGACAGUCUGGAUCUUCUCAGGACAUUAAACCUUUUGCACAACCAGCCUACCCCAUUCAGCCACCCAUGCCUCCAUCACUAGCCAGCUAUGAGCCCUUGGCUCCUCUUCCACCUUCUGCCUCAGCUGUGCCAGUCUGGCAGGACCGAACGAUUGCCUCUGCCAAGUUGCGGCUCCUUGAGUAUUCAGCAUUCAUGGAAGUACAGCGUGACCCUGAAACGUAUAGCAAACAUCUUUUUGUGCAUAUCGGACAGACGAACCCCUCAUACAGUGACCCACUCCUGGAAGCAGUGGACAUACGCCAGAUUUAUGACAAGUUUCCUGAGAAAAAAGGGGGCCUGAAAGAACUCUAUGAGAGAGGACCCCAGAACUCCUUUUUCCUUGUCAAGUUUUGGGCGGAUCUGAACAGCACUAUACAGGAUGGUCCUGGUGCUUUUUAUGGUGUAAGCAGCCAAUAUAGCAGUGCUGAAAACAUGACCAUCACAGUCUCCACUAAAGUGUGCUCCUUUGGAAAACAAGUUGUUGAAAAGGUGGAGACUGAAUUUGCUCGGAUGGAGAAUGGAAGAUGUGUGUAUCGAAUCCAUCGGUCUCCUAUGUGCGAGUAUAUGAUCAACUUCAUCCAUAAACUGAAACAUCUUCCAGAAAAAUACAUGAUGAAUAGUGUCCUGGAGAAUUUCACCAUCCUACAGGUUGUUACAAACAGAGAUACCCAGGAAACAUUACUUUGCAUAGCGUUUGUUUUCGAGGUAUCAACCAGUGAGCAUGGAGCUCAGCAUCAUGUGUACAAGUUGGUCAAAGACUAAAAGCCCCUCUGGGUUGACUGGACAAUUUAAAGAAGAGGGAGGAAAGAAAAGUCUUGUCAGAGAAGCCACCUCUAUAGGAUGCCUUGACACACAUCCUUUGAAAAUGAACAAAGAAAAAAAUGCCAAAAAAUGACUUUUCACAAUCACAGAUGUUUUCUACUUAGGAACGUUUUGAACAAACAAACAGAAAAAAAAUAAGCAUUACAAGAAAGCAUAAAGUGAAAGGAGAAUUGUAUCUGGAGGCAGCAGGAAGAACUGAUCUUGGGGGCUAGGCCAUCAGUAUUUUAGGAGAUGUUGGUGCCAAGGUCUGGUACCUCUUGAUGCCUUCCCAGCAACAGAAUGCUAACAGCAUCUGAUGAAACGAGACUCUUGUUAAUAUCCGUAUGUGCCUAUGUUUUCCAUGCCAAAUUCCAGAUUCUGUCCUAGUGGCUUCGAUCUGCCGAGAACAAUUAAUAUGGGCAGGCUGAAGAUGCUUGUUCUAAGAAAGGUGGGAAAUCUGAUGCUGCCUUUGAACCGAUCUAGUCCCUGAGGAAGAUAAUGAAUUUUUUUAAAAAAAAAAUAUCUCUUGAUUCAGUCUGUGUGCAGUGCCAACAUAGGGAGUUGGGGCAACAUGGGGAGUUGUUGGUUAAUUAUAAGGAAAUAACUUUAUUCCCUCAAUACCCUGGGCAUUUUAAAUGCAGGAUUACUGCAUCGUCCCACCUCCCCACCCAAGCUGAGAAGCUGGUGGAAGGCUUCUGCUGAUGAUUAUGACAAAAAGUGUGGCAAUUUUUUCCCAGAUGCUUGAAAAGAAGAGAUGAGUAAUAGUAGUAUGAGAUUGGGGAAGGGGAAGAAGGCAAGGGUAUGAAUGGGUAAGAAAGAGAGAGACUGAUUGACUGACUGACUGACUAACUGACUGACUGACUUGGAAAAAAAAGAACGAGAACCCCAGCAAGCAAAAGAAGGUCUUAAAAGUAUUUGUGGGAUAUUAUAAGUUAGAGUAUGUAUUAGAAGAAGGGGGGCACUGGGAGGAAAGCAGAUCAGGUAAUCAUGAAAUUAACAGUCUGACUAGGCUAGGGGGUUGUGAGAUAGCUGUCUAAGAUAGUGUCUUUUAACCUUAACAACUUUUAAAGUUUUGCAGACAGCUGGCUGGGGAAAUCUGGGAGCUGAAGUCCACAGAUCUUAAAGUUGCCAAGGUUGAGAAACAUUGGUAUAAUGGUCUAGGGAAAUGUUUGGGCUGGCUAAGGCUGAGUAAUUUGGACAUAUUUCCAUACGUCUGUGGGAAUUUAACAACUCUCAUAAGAAGCUAUUUCUCUUUUUGUUUUUACAUUUGCCUUGCCAAAAACAUUAUGGGAAAAGCAUAGACCAAAGCAUUAUUCUGGUGAGGUAUUAAUUUGUCUUCUGCUUCUGUGUUAGUCACAGAAAAAAUGUCAGAAUAUAAUUAUCCAGGUACAUUUCCCCCCUCCCCCCUCUGUAUUACAUAUUUUUCCCUGCAGGGUUUGCUAGUAUCAAAAUAAUUAUAAGGAGAUACUGAAAGACGAAAUGCAGUCCCACGUCACUUGAAAGCUAUAUUGUUUCUUGCUGAAAAUGCUGACGUUUAAGUCUAAACCCAGGCCUCUGAUUUUAAACAUAGAGUUUAACAUAGUUGCCUUCUAAUUUAGAUUGGUGCUUUUAGGAAUUCUGUUACAGAAAUAGCGUCAAGAUCAUCAUGCAUGGCAUCUCCUGGACUGAGGCUCAUAACUUUCAACUAUACCCUGUCUAACAAUUAGCAUGUAGUUUUGAGUAAUAGAGGAUUUAACAGAAUGUAUUAUUUUUGCCUGCCCCUACCAUUGAGUCUCUAUCACUGAGCUUUUCCUAUCUUGUCCUAUGGGUUUUUUUACUGAAACAAAAAGCACCUCCUUCUUGUCUAAUUCCUUCUGAUCAACCCAGCAAGACUAACCCCUAGACCAUUGACCUUUCUCAAAGCCAGUAGAAUUUUGAACUCCCAAGCAGGUACUUGGGAAAGGGGCACACUACAAGGCAAGGCAAGGCAAGGGUGCGAUUGUUGGAAAAGGGAGCACAGGAGGUUACUCCUUUCUAAAACGAUUUGGAAUGCACAGGUCAAAGCCUGCCGCUAUUACGUUUUCAUGCUUGGGUAUCUGUCCCCCUUUAAAUGGAGGGUUGGUUUUUGUUUUUUUUUUUAAGGUGCUGUAAGGAGACAUUUCAUCACAAUGAAAUGUUAUUUUCACCAUAGUAUUAGCAUGUACGGAGGGCAGCCCCCAAAGAGACUGUGAAAAGUAGAUGGGAAAUUUCAGAAUAAAAAUAUGUUAAAACAGAUGAGUUGUGAAUUUAGUUCAUGGCACUGGGUCACAUAAUAUUCAGGUUAAACUUCUGCCUUAUCAUUGGUUAUUCCUUCUUUUUCAAGGGGUUUCGUGCUUGGGGGGGAGGUGUUGUUUUUGCCACUGUCUGUCUGUCUGUCUGUCUGUCUGAGAGGGUAGAUAAUAGAUUUGUUUUCAUAAAAUCAUGAUCUCUUUUUCAUAACUGACGUGGGCCUCAUUUUCACUAUUGGCCUGUAUGACCACUACAUUACUGAUCUAGUACAGUUUUCACUACCUGAAUGGUCAGCUUUUGCUGGAAGGACCAGUACAAAGGCACUGGCUAAUUCAGUGUUUGAUCAGAAGAGUAAGAAUGUUCCUAAGAGCCGUCGGACUGUUGUUUGAGUGACACAUGCAACUCCAAGGUGGCAACAUAAGAAAAACUGACAGAGUCGUUCCCUAACCCUUUGAAGGAUGUUUUAAAUUCAAGUAAGAUUGUGGGGUUCCCUACCCCCCCCCCAUGAAUUGAUUGUAAUUGAUUCCACCCAAGAACUUCUGGAUAACUCCAUUACAAUGUUAGAACAAACACUCCUUUCUGUAUUAAGGAGUUCCCAAGGUGGUCACACUAAUGGAAUGGUACACUGAAAUGGAAUUUGUAGAGAACCAAGUCACAAUUUGCUCAGAACUGUGCCUUAUUUUGCAACGUGUUGCGUUCUGGAGAGAUGAGUAACAUAAUGUGCUGAAAAUUCUAUCAAGCAAUGCCAAGUGGAAAUCAUGCUUCUCCAUUCCUCCUCGCCUCAUGUUAAUUCUGCUCCACUGUCCUUGGUAAAUUGAAUGUUCCAAGCACAACCUUGUGUGUUGUUUGGGCAAACUGGUCACUGUGAUGCCACAAUCUUCAGUCCUAAAUGUUAUCCUUAGGAAGAAUUGACUGGACAAUAAAUGCCAGCUUUGACAUUCAGGUACGUUUUGAGAUUCCUCAAGCAUUUGGGGAGAGAGGUACAGCAUCCUUGGUAUCAAAUAAUAGCUAUUACAGCUAAUAUGGGAGAAGGUAAAAUCAAUAGAGCCUGGGAUGUUGAAUUCCUUUUUGUUUCAGCCCGCAGCAUCUAUAAGGACAGGAGUGCUG
Ahaetulla prasina is the source of this 5083-nucleotide messenger RNA. RefSeq names its product TEA domain transcription factor 3 (gene TEAD3). Bases 392 to 1690 code for a protein of 432 amino acids. The transcript is spliced from 14 exons. Lineage: Eukaryota; Metazoa; Chordata; Lepidosauria; Squamata; Colubridae. Gene Ontology annotation, cellular component: transcription regulator complex. The record is from RefSeq and is a predicted model, not a curated record. Gene Ontology annotation, molecular function: DNA-binding transcription factor activity, RNA polymerase II-specific; RNA polymerase II cis-regulatory region sequence-specific DNA binding. Gene Ontology annotation, biological process: positive regulation of transcription by RNA polymerase II; embryonic organ development; hippo signaling.